This is a messenger RNA of Andrographis paniculata, 1743 nucleotides long. Its product is annotated as external alternative NAD(P)H-ubiquinone oxidoreductase B2, mitochondrial-like. The record is from RefSeq and is a predicted model, not a curated record. NCBI's taxonomy places the organism in Eukaryota, Viridiplantae, Streptophyta, Magnoliopsida, Lamiales, Acanthaceae. Bases 1 to 1743 code for a protein of 580 amino acids. The transcript is spliced from 9 exons. Gene Ontology annotation, molecular function: calcium ion binding; NADH dehydrogenase activity.
AUGAGCGGCUAUCGAUUUUACGAGAGAGCUUCAAGGGCUUAUUAUGGCCGCCCUCAUUUUUACAAAUUGCUUGCUGUCUGUACUGUCAGCGGCGGCGGAUUGGUGGUGGCAUACGGCGAGGCGGCGAGGAGCACGGCGUUUGCGGAGGCGGCAAACGAUAAUAAUUCGAUAAAGAAGAAGAAAGUGGUGGUUCUGGGAACUGGUUGGGCUGGGACAAGCUUUCUCAAGAGCUUGAAAAAUCCGUCGUACGAGGUUCAGGUUGUCUCGCCAAGAAAUUAUUUUGCCUUCACGCCAUUGCUGCCCAGCGUCACCAACGGGACCGUCGAAGCACGCAGCAUCGUCGAGCCCGUCCGCAAGAUUGUCGGGAAGAAAAAGUACGAUGCUGAAUUCAAGGAGGCUGAGUGCUACAAAAUCGAUACACAAAACAAGAAGGUGCACUGCAGAUCCAUCACCCACCAAUCGCACCUAGGCGGCUCCGAAGACUUCACUGUCGAUUAUGAUUAUCUCGUUAUCGCCAUGGGUGCUCGUGUCAACACCUUCAAUACUCCUGGUGUUGCAGAACACGCACACUUUCUCAAGGAAAUAGAAGAUGCUCAGAGAAUCAGGAGGACAGUGAUCGACUGUUUCGAGAGGGCAAGCCUUCCAAGCUUAAGCAACGAGGAAAGGAAAAGGAUUCUGCAUUUUGUGGUUGUCGGGGGAGGCCCAACGGGCGUAGAAUUCUCUGCUGAGCUUCACGAAUUUGUCACGCACGAUUUGGCUAAGCUCUAUCCUACACUUAUGGAGCAUGUCAAGAUUACACUUCUUGAGGCCACUGAUCACAUUCUCAACAUGUUUGACAAAAGGAUCACAGAAUUUGCAGAAAAGAAAUUUGGGAGAGAUGGGAUUAACCUAAAGUUUGGCUCUAUGGUUACAAAGGUAACUGAAAAAGACAUAUCCAUCAAAGAGAGAAGCUCUGGCCAAAAUGUGAACAUCCCUUAUGGAAUGGUAGUUUGGUCGACUGGUAUCGCGACACGCCCCGUUGUAAUGGAUUUCAUGAAGCAAAUUGGGCAGACAAACCGGCGAGUAUUAGCGACCGAUGAAUGGCUGCGGGUGGAAGGGUGCGACGACAUAUACGCACUUGGCGAUUGUGCAACCAUAAAUCAACGCAAAAUCAUGGAAGACAUUGCGGCCAUUUUCGUGAAGGCAGACAAGAAGGGCACAGGUCGUCUGAAAGUAGACGACUUUGAGGAGGUGAUCAACGACAUAGUGGAAAGGUAUCCUCAGCUCGAAAUUUAUCUGAAGAAACAGCAGCUUAAAGACUUUGUUCAGCUUCUCAAAAACAAACAUGGCGACAAGGAACUGGACAUCGAGAAAUUUAAGGCAGCACUUUCUGAAGUAGAUUCACAGAUGAAGAACCUUCCUGCCACUGCACAGGUUGCUGCUCAACAAGGGAAUUAUUUAGCAGACUGCUUCAACAGGAUGGAAGUUUGCGAGAAGUAUCCAGAAGGUCCAUUAAGAUUCCGGGGAACAGGAAGGCAUAGAUUCCGGCCAUUCCGGUACCGGCACUUGGGGCAAUUUGCGCCGUUGGGCGGAGAACAGACGGCGGCUCAGCUCCCCGGAGACUGGGUUUCCAUCGGCUACAGCACACAGUGGCUCUGGUAUUCCAUCUACGCCAGCAAGCAAGUAAGCUGGCGCACAAGGACAUCUGUAGUUUCAGACUGGUUAAGGCGUUUCGUGUUUGGAAGAGACUCCAGUCGAAUCUAG